Messenger RNA from Manihot esculenta (cassava), 679 nucleotides. Its product is annotated as nuclear transcription factor Y subunit C-3. The coding region runs from base 83 to 436 and encodes 117 amino acids. Gene Ontology annotation, cellular component: nucleus. The transcript has a single exon. Lineage: Eukaryota; Viridiplantae; Streptophyta; Magnoliopsida; Malpighiales; Euphorbiaceae. The record is from RefSeq and is a predicted model, not a curated record. Gene Ontology annotation, molecular function: DNA-binding transcription activator activity, RNA polymerase II-specific; protein heterodimerization activity. Gene Ontology annotation, biological process: regulation of DNA-templated transcription.
UCCUUUACUUGCUGUUGUUCCCUGAAUAAAUUUUCUACAAGAACCCAUAACUCAUCAGAAACUAAUCCUUCCAAAAGAAGACAUGAGGCAAGCUGGGAGGUACUCAGGAUUACUACUCAGCGGAGGCUUAUCAGCGAGAACUGGGCCUCACUCAUUGCCUCUGGCAAGGAUCAAGAAGAUCAUGAAGAAAUCAGGAGAUGAUGUGAAGAUGAUCUCUGGGGAAGCCCCAAUUGUUUUCUCAAAGGCAUGUGAGCUCUUCAUUGAAGAGCUAACAACAAGGUCUUGGAUGGUGACCAUGCAAGGCAAGAGAAGGACUCUUCAUAAAGAGGAUGUUGCCUCUGCUGUUAUAGCCACUGAUAUCUUUGAUUUUCUCGUUAAUUUGGUGGCUAAUAAUUCAAGCAACUCCACGGAUAACACUGAGGAAAUCGGCUCAUGACUCGAUCAUGCACCAUAUAUAUUCCUUCUCAAGCAAAUAUCCUCGUCUUUCUGACUAUUCCUCCAUUAUCAGAAUAAAUUAGCUACAAUCGUUUUCUGAUAUUCUACUAUUUAUUAAGCUUCAUCUUAAUUUUCUACUGAAAUUUUGAUGGCAAGAUCAUUAUCCCAACCUAUGUCAACUCAUUAAUUUGUUUCUUUUUGAGGUAUAAAAUAAAGUUGAUGCAUCCCAUUGGCUAUUGGGUAA